AUGUCACCACAAAAUUAUUCAUCUUCUCAAUUCUCAAGAGCUACGAUCUUCGAUGAUGAGGUGAGGAGUAAGAGAACCGCUUUGGAUUUAGAUCGUCCCAGUUUACCUUCGAUUCUCCCUAGUCAAGAUAAUGGCCACAUCUUGUCAUCUUUUCGGCUGAAGAUCAAAAAUGGAGUCUCAAAACUCAAGGUAUUCUAUAGGUCUUCACCUUCGAAUCAAAAACAAAAAAGGAACACAGUAAACCUAGUGGUCUUGACUUCGGAUCAAAAAUCUCGAAGAUCAUAUAAUACGGUUUCUAGCUCGAAUGAAUCAGACGAGGAAGGUUCAAGUACCCUGAAAAGCUCAUGUCCAAUGAUGCUCAAGGUACCUGAACCUGUCCUCAGAUCCAUAAAAGAAGAAACCGAAGAGAAACGAAAACUUCAAGCUCUUGAAUAUUUAGAAAGAGCUAGAGAACAAUUAAAAAGACAUUAUCAAGUUGAUGUUCAACAUCUUUCGAUUGAUUGUGAUUGUAAAACAAAGGAUGAAGAACCACUUUGGCAAGCUGAAUUAAGGCAACAUCGUUGGAUAUCUUUUUUGAAGGAAAAAGAAGUAGAAGUACCAUAUGAGGGUGAAUAUAGGCAGAGAGGUGAAUAUGGUCAACAAGAGUGCAUAUGGUCGAUGAGAAAGUAUUUCGGACAAUGGUCAACACCUCCAUCGGUUCUAUUCACACCAUCCAUGCGAGUAGAUCAGGCUCGCUCCAGUCCAGAGCAGAUGAACUUGUACUAG
Melampsora larici-populina 98AG31 is the source of this 765-nucleotide messenger RNA. RefSeq lists its product as uncharacterized. Lineage: Eukaryota; Fungi; Basidiomycota; Pucciniomycetes; Pucciniales; Melampsoraceae. The transcript has 6 exons. The record is from RefSeq and is a predicted model, not a curated record. The coding region runs from base 1 to 765 and encodes 254 amino acids.